Messenger RNA from Poeciliopsis prolifica (blackstripe livebearer), 1312 nucleotides. RefSeq names its product developing brain homeobox 1a (gene dbx1a). Gene Ontology annotation, molecular function: DNA binding; DNA-binding transcription factor activity, RNA polymerase II-specific. Lineage: Eukaryota; Metazoa; Chordata; Actinopteri; Cyprinodontiformes; Poeciliidae. The transcript is spliced from 4 exons. The record is from RefSeq and is a predicted model, not a curated record. Gene Ontology annotation, biological process: regulation of transcription by RNA polymerase II; cell differentiation in spinal cord. The coding region runs from base 56 to 955 and encodes 299 amino acids.
AUUCCUGAUUCCAAACUGAAACUUUUUUUUAUUUAUCCGCCAUAAAGCCGGGAUUAUGAUGAUCCCAAGUGUCCUCGCGCCUCCCGCUCUUUACCCGGGGCUGUACCGACCCGCCGCGGCUGUGCCGUCCGUCUUCCCGGCUCACUCCAGCUUCUUGGUAGAGGACCUGCUGCGGAUAAGUCGACCCACCGCCUUCAUGAACCGAACCGCCCCGCCGGUCGACGCCUCCAUGCCCGCCGCGUCCUAUAACGGAGCCUCCGCGGUGACGCGCGACUCCUGCUCGCCCAAAACCUCCAAGGAUCCAAGUUUCCUCAAGUUUGGAGUGAGCGCGAUUCUGGCUCCGUCACCAAAGACAGCAUCUUCACCUCCAGCAAUCCACAGCCUCCACGCCAAGACCUUCCCAGUGCCCUGCUUUGACGGAACCUUCCACCCCAUGUUCAGGACGCCAUAUUUACCAGCAACAUCCUCCGUUGUUCCCAUCCCCGGGACCUUUUCGUGGCCCCUGGCCGCCAGAGGAAAACCCCGCAGAGGAAUGCUGAGGAGGGCCGUGUUCUCCGACGUUCAGCGCAAAGCUCUGGAGAAAAUGUUCCAGAAACAGAAAUACAUCAGCAAACCCGACAGGAAGAAACUGGCGUCCAAACUGGGCCUUAAAGAUUCGCAGGUAAAAAUCUGGUUCCAGAACCGCCGGAUGAAGUGGAGGAACUCCAAAGAACGGGAGCUGCUGUCGUCCGGCGGCUGCCGAGAGCAGACCCUUCCCACCAAAUCCAACCCCCACCCGGACCUCAGCGACGUGGGGAAGAAAUCCUCCGCCGAGGACGAAGAGGAAGAAGAGGAGGACGAGGAGUUUAGAAGAGAGAGAAUGAGCGUGGCAGGAUGCAGCGUCUCCUCGCCCUCCAUGUCCAGUAAACACUCAGACUUCUCAGAGUCAGACGACGAAGAAAUAACGGUCUCUUAAUUUAUUUUUUUAUAAAAACUUAUAAUUUGCGAGUUGUUUUCAUGUGACUGUGAACUGAUUUGUAACAACUCAUUGCAUGUUUCUCUGUUUUGUUGCAUUAUGCGCACUGGACAGGUUCUGCUUCUGAGAGCGUUUGCUGUUUUUGCACAGCUUUGUUCAACUGUACAGUAUUUUGUACAAUUUGUAUGGAAGUUUUAUGCCAAGAAUAUUGAGUUACUUUCACCCCGAUACUGACUAGAGUUGUUUAUUGAGAAAAUGUAGCUAUUUCGUUAAUAAUUUAUAUAAAUUUGUUUAAGUAUGUUGUAUUAUGUCUUGUAUAUACGUUUCGUUUCACCACUUUUGUACAAACACCAAAUA